Molecule: messenger RNA, 1017 nt
Organism: Rotaria socialis
Lineage: Eukaryota; Metazoa; Rotifera; Eurotatoria; Philodinida; Philodinidae
Source: the annotation of a GenBank genome assembly
AUGAUUUUUUCAAAAAUUAUUAAACUAUUAAAAAUUGUUUUAUUCAUACUUAUUUUUAUUUUUCUAUGGAUAAAAUACGAUCAAUAUUCGACACAACUACAAUUAUUAUUAUUAUUAAAUGAAAACACUACUUGUUCGUUUGAUAACAUUGUUGCAUGUCAAAGUUCUAAGAUUCGACAUCGUACAUUUCUGUACAUUAUUUGGGGUGGAGCUGGAUUUGGUAGUGAAAUAAAUCAAUUGUUACUUGCAUUUGCCUAUAGUAUAUCAACAAAAAGACAUUUUUUAAUUGACAGUCAACAAUGGAAUUAUGGAAAUUUUAAUCAUUAUUUUAAUAUUUCAUCAACGAAUUAUUAUUUUCAAUCAAAUCGUCAGUUUCUUGUCGAAAAUAAUACUCUUAAUAAUGAAAUUGAUCAUUUAAAGACAACACGUAUUGGAACACAAGUAAGAAAAUUUUGGUUGGCCACUCGACAAGUUCAAUCGUUUGAAGUGAAACGUAAAGUAGCACAAUUUUUAUGGAAAUCAAUAUCAAAAGAAACAUUGAACUUUAUUGAGAAUUGUCAAAUAAAAAAUUUCACAAAUUAUAUUGGUAUUCAUAUAAGAAAAGGUGACAAAUUAAAGUCAGAAGCUCCAUCAGUAUCAUUAGAACAACAUAUUAAAUCAAUUGAAAAUAUAUUCAAUAAAACUAAAACCAUUCAAAAUAUUUUUGUUGCUUCAGAUGAUUUAACAGUAAUCAAACAAUUUCGUCAUUUAAAGCCAAUAUGGAAUUUUUUUCAAAUAAAUUAUAAUAAUUAUCAAGACAUAAAUAGAACUGGUCAUUUUCAAUCGAAAUUUAACCAUUUAUCAUUGGAAAGAAAAUUAUUUGAAACUCGUUUAUUGAUGUGUGAAUUACAAAUGUUAAUUAAUUCUCAAUAUGUUUCAUGUAGUAUGUAUUCAAAUAUAUGUAGACUUUUAAAAAUAUUAAGAUAUCAACAUCCAACAACAACAGUUUCAUUAGGCCGAUCAUGGUAUCCUACAUAA